This is a messenger RNA of Racocetra persica, 1479 nucleotides long. The record is from the annotation of a GenBank genome assembly. Lineage: Eukaryota; Fungi; Glomeromycota; Glomeromycetes; Diversisporales; Gigasporaceae.
AUGGUUAAAAUGGUUGGAAAAUUCAUUAGAUGGAUUAAAAAGAGUCAUAAGAAAAAUGAUGCGGACAUUUCAAUAUCACUACGACAACCCCCACUCACUCCUUUAUUGCAGCCUGCGGUUGAAGAAGUAAUCCAUGGAUAUACUAUCACUGAAGAAUGGUACUCUGGAAGUACGAACAACGUAUGCAAAGGAAUUAAGGAUUCCCGGGAAUACGCUCUAAAAUUCUUCAAAGACGAGGCUGCCUUUAAACAUGAAGUUGCCAUUUUGACCCUUUUGAAAAAUGCUCAGGUUGAGAAUAAUAUAGUCCAAUUGGUUGAAACUCUUGAGAUGGAAAAAAUUAUUGUCCUCGAACAUGGUAUUUGCGAUUUACAAACUUACAUUCGGAAACCGACUUGGAUUCAAAGUCGUCAACAUACUGAUGAAAUAAAGAAAAAAAUCGUAAAGGAUGUUGUCGCGGGAUUGGAACAAUGCCAUAAAAAGGGGAUAAGUAAGCAGAUGGUUCCUGAUUGUGUCUUAAUUUUUGGUGCUGAAAAUCUUGGGACAUGGAAGUUGAUAGAUUUCGACACAUCACGUAAAAUAUCGGCCCCAACAACAAUAAAUACCGUAAAUUAUUGUAGUCCUGAAGUCGCAAAAGCUGAUUUUGUCGGCAAAACAAAGAAAGCUCACCCAUCAAUGGAUAUGUUUUCUUUUGGUUUGGUUCUUUUUUUUAUGGAAACUGGACAUCAUUAUUGGAAACGGAGAGAUUUAUGGUCGAUUGGUCCACCAUUAACAAAAAUAGAAAAGUUAGAAUUUCUUCGGUCUAAGGAAUCCCUCACCGUAAGCGUCGAUGAUAUUGACAAUGUUAAUAAAAGAGACAUUAUAAAUCAUUUAUUAAAACCGAAAAAGCAAAGAAUGACAUUAACGCAAUUCAAGAAAACUGUGUAUUAUUCUGAGGAUAACAAUGAAGAUAUAAUAAACGCGAUUAUUCUGUUAGACAGAGAAGAAGAGGAUAAAUACAAACAACUCAUGAGUCUUAUUCCACAGGAGUGGGAAAAAAUUGGUCCUCAGCUUUUCAAGUUACGAAGUGAAAAAAUACCACGUUUAUUUAUCGUUAUUCCCGUCAGUCCGUCUUGGAAAAAUUCAAAAACCUGGACAUUACAAUCAUUUCGAUUAUAUUUUGUAUGCGAGCACGUUACACCGCAUGUUCAUGAACAUAAGGGUUAUUACAUUCAAAAUCCUCUCGAGUUUAUGAAAAAAUUUGGCGCAACCACGUAUGACAAAUUCCCUCAAGAAAUAAUAGAUCAUAUCACAAAAUUGUUUCAUGUUUCAAAAUCUUCAAAUCUUUUAAAUCACAUCGCUAAAAUUGGGGAUCAGAUACACCAAAUAGUGAAUGAACUUCCACCAAUCGCCAAUGGUCAAGCUGAAGUUCUUGAUCUUGAUGAUGAUGCUUCUCAUUAUUAUAUACUUAAUUCAUCUGGGCUUCGUGAAUUGAAAGGUUGA